AUGCCUGGCUCCAUCGUUAAAGUGGCGCUAGGUGAGCGCGUCAGAUCGGUUGGCGUUUACAUUAAAAGCGGCGGUAACACGCGCAUGCGUCCCAAAUCUAGAUCAGAGUGGCAGCGGAAACUCUGCAAGGUGCUUGUUGACGUUUGUCUUCUAAACGGAAGUUCCAAGGUGAAUCCAUCAGCUAUAAAGGAAACAACCAACCAUCUAUCAUAUCUGCAGCUGGAGGUACAUGGCAAUCGCACCUUCGUGGGAAACACUUUACAGUGGCGUGAGAUUGGAUUUGUGAUCGAAAUAAAAGGACGCGAAAAUGAACUAGUUAAAAAGUACUUCGCAAUUAAUCUGCAUUCUCAACGGUUUCGCAGAUCUUCGUGUAGCAAAUUUUGUACAGGAUCAGUUUCUGGUGAAAGCAGUAAUUUCCCUGACUAUGACCAACACAGGUGCUGUGGCGAUUGCUGGAGUGGAUGCGGUCCGGUGGCCUGGGCUCAGGUGUUUGGGUACUACGAUAGACUAGCACACAGGUUUUACUCAUCCAAGUUUAGUUCAUCGCUAUUUAAAGAUCGAUACAUCAUGGCCCCAUUAAAGAUGACAUAUGCAGUUCAGCGCUUCGUGGAGGACAUUCGAUUACAGGUCGAAACAUACUGUACAAGUACAGGAGAGGGUUCCACCUACACAAAAAAAAUGCAUUUGAUCGCCCCAUGGUUUCGCGCGCGACAAGGUUACAGAUCUCGAGUCGUCAGCUAUCUCGAAAGACGCAAAAAGAGGAGUGUCGGCGGUGCAAGAAGGGAGUAUGGAAGCAGGUCCUGGAUUCAGUCCAAAGGUGUUGAAUGGCUCAAAAAGGACUAUCCGGUAGUCUUUAGCUUUCCCGUGGAAGAUGGCGGACAUUCGGCUGUCGCAACGAAAUACCGGGAAAAGGUUAGAAGUUAUCGUCAUUGCACCAGCAGGCAAACUGGAUGGUGGUGGUGGAAGAAAACCAAAUCAGCGUGCUCUUGGAGAAGAGCCUACAACUACGAGUUCUAUCUACAUUAUGGCUGGGGAGGUAGCAACAAUGGAUGGCGCACAAUUAAUCCCUGGGGUGCCCAUGUUGCCUAUCUAGACUAA
Porites evermanni is the source of this 1098-nucleotide messenger RNA. Lineage: Eukaryota; Metazoa; Cnidaria; Anthozoa; Scleractinia; Poritidae. The record is from the annotation of a GenBank genome assembly.